Elaeis guineensis (African oil palm) is the source of this 753-nucleotide messenger RNA. The record is from RefSeq and is a predicted model, not a curated record. Lineage: Eukaryota; Viridiplantae; Streptophyta; Magnoliopsida; Arecales; Arecaceae.
AUACCAACUAACCAGAACCGGAAGGAUGAGGGAGAACCGAGAACCGAAAACCAGAUCAUGAGGUUUAUCUCCACGUCGUCUCCUCCUGCUACCACCACCACCGGUUCCCUACCGCCGCCUGCAGCGGCGGCCGCGGUCGCAAAGCCCCGCAGAAGAGCUAGGGCUAGGGUUCCUCACGGAGAAACCCGAACACUAUUCCCAGGCCCAAGGUUCCUCCGCUUGGAGCUCGGCGGAAACCCUAGCUCUAGCCGGUUGAAGGCCGGGCUGACGGAGAUCGAGCCCGACCUGGAGGAGGACCCGCACGACAGCUGGCGGACAAACGGUGUCGAUCCUGAAGAUUUUAAGUACGGGGAGUAUGAUGGACACCACACUUAUUUCGAAGGCAAUGAAGGUAGUCUUGCUUUUGAUUUCACUACGACUAGGGUUUUUUAGUUUGUACUGGAUUGCCACUUCAUUUUCCCCUGUUUUUAGGGAUUUUAAGUACAUUUCUUUGAUUUUAUUCUAUAAAUUAUAUAAAGUGAUUAUCUUCACUUUUAUUGUUGAUGACAUUAGAGGACAAGAUUAACGACUAACUAGAUGUUGAAAAAAAAAAAUUUGGGUGAAAGAAAGGUGGUAUUCUGCUGCUAAACUAAAGUAGAUAAAGGGGUUGUACUAAACAGGUUAGAGGCUUCAAGAUGAGAUGCAAAUGUUACUUGUCUAAUGCUGCUGGGGAGGGUUUUUAUAUCUUUGAGGCUCUUUGUAAUAUAUUCUGGC